This is a messenger RNA of Pisolithus orientalis, 1581 nucleotides long. RefSeq lists its product as uncharacterized. NCBI's taxonomy places the organism in Eukaryota, Fungi, Basidiomycota, Agaricomycetes, Boletales, Pisolithaceae. The transcript has 5 exons. The annotation marks the transcript as partial. The record is from RefSeq and is a predicted model, not a curated record.
GGGAAGAGACGCUUUAAUCGGCUGACCUUCCGCACCGCAUCUGGAGAGGAAGGCGUCACCAGUUCUCCACCUGCCAAAAAGCAGCGAUUUGAAGGCGGAGCGAGCCUCGUCGAUCGUUGGGAGGCAGCGGUUUCUAGCAUGGAGAAAGCCACCGCACUUGAGCGCGAAGGAUUGCCCGCUCUCAUCUCUUCCUAUGCUAGUGGCCGCAAGUCACCGUCGAAAACUCAGUCAGUUAAGAAGCCUCGAUCCCAACGGUCGGUGGGUAAUCUUAAGGUCGCCUACGCUCAAACGCCUAAAAACUUUUCUCCUUGUCCACCCGACCCUACGCUUCAAAUCCCGGGAGAGCUUGUUCUUGCACAGGCACCUGGUAGCACAUUCUACUGGCCGGGGAAGAUUCUCGAGCAUCAUCCAGACAAAUCGGAAAAGUAUCGGGUCAUGUUCCUGGAUGACAAGAUUUAUGCCGUCAGUCGGACCAAGCUUUGGACUUCAGAGGAAGAAGGCUUCGUCACCUGUGCAUUGGGCGAGUGGGAGAGCACGAUAAAGACUACCGAUGACCUUGACUCCGAAGACGAGAGCGUGGCAGCGCAAGGGGAAGGCCAAGAUGACGUUGGAAGUGUCCCCCCAAGGCCUCCACCCCCGACGGAAUUCGAUGGCUUAUCAGUGGAUACGCAGCUGGCAUACGUCAAACCCGUGCUACGCGCAGUCCUUGUAAAUGGAUACAAACCAGCUAUACCGAAGCAUGACGCUUUCAUGAAGGGAGGGUCUGCACGUGCGGCAUUAUUGAAAGAUGCGGGUGUGCGAGGCGGAUUGGAUGCACGGUUUAUCAAAGCUGUGCAACGUGCCAUUUGCAAGUGGGUACUUGGAGACAGCGCCAGGCGCAUCAAGAGAACCAUAGAUCCGGAUGUGAGUAUGGAAAACGGUGAAGGUGCAACGGAUCCUGUAGAUCCAGCGGUGCCGUCGGAACCAUUGGAUAAGAAAGACUCACAGAACGAGAAAACAGAAGGAGGUGUGGAAUCCAAAUCCAAUCCUCCCAGUGAUUCACGAGUAGCCGAAGAAGCACCGCAGGUAUCAAGCUCAGGAGAUAGCAGCAAGGAAGGUGCUUCUGGGAAUUCCGACACUUGCAUGGUAGUUGAUGAAGUCGGCGAGGUAAAUAAGACACCGAGCGCCCCUCUCAAAGAGGCAAGCAAUGUGGCUGCAGUAGCACCAGAGGGUAAGAAGACCGAGACGCAGCAACCCAAUGGCCAUUUGGCAUGCGACGAGUUUGACUCAUUAUCUGGCGUUGAGAAGCUUGAUUACUGCUUGAACAUCCUCCUACCAGAGGCUAUCAAACAGCUGUUGUUAUGGAGGUCGGGUGAACGUACUUCUGCAAUGCUGCUCUCCGACGAAGAGGAGCAACGGUUACAUGACUGUGCUGUGAAGAAAGCCAGCGAGACAGACUGGGUGGACGAUGUAAUGAGGUUGCGCGAGGUCCAAGCUCGGUUGUGGGGUAUUGACCUAAGCAAGGUACAUCAGGAACCAGAGAAGAAGAUUGUUCCGGGAGGGACUAGGACGAGGCCGAGGAGGGCUACGAUCUCCAAGUGA